This is a messenger RNA of Eremothecium gossypii ATCC 10895, 252 nucleotides long. RefSeq names its product U4/U6-U5 snRNP complex subunit LSM3 (gene LSM3). Gene Ontology annotation, biological process: P-body assembly; mRNA splicing, via spliceosome. NCBI's taxonomy places the organism in Eukaryota, Fungi, Ascomycota, Saccharomycetes, Saccharomycetales, Saccharomycetaceae. The coding region runs from base 1 to 252 and encodes 83 amino acids. The transcript has a single exon. The record is from RefSeq and is marked provisional. Gene Ontology annotation, molecular function: RNA binding. Gene Ontology annotation, cellular component: U4/U6 x U5 tri-snRNP complex; catalytic step 2 spliceosome; U6 snRNP.
AUGUCAGAUACUCCACUGGACCUAUUGAGGCUUAAUCUAGAUGAGAGAGUGUAUGUAAAGCUCAGGGGCGCACGCAAGCUGAGCGGGACACUGCAGGCGUUUGAUUCGCACUGUAACAUUGUGCUUUCUGACGCAGAGGAGACCAUUUACCAGCUGAUCGACGGGGAGCUGAAGUCGGAAACGAAGAGCUCGGAGAUGGUGUUUGUGCGUGGGGACAGCGUGACGCUUGUAACGGCAGCAGCAGAUGAAUGA